Molecule: messenger RNA, 1297 nt
Organism: Melanotaenia boesemani (Boeseman's rainbowfish)
Lineage: Eukaryota; Metazoa; Chordata; Actinopteri; Atheriniformes; Melanotaeniidae
Product: C-type lectin domain family 12 member B-like
Exons: 8
Coding region: 147-1148 (333 amino acids)
Source: RefSeq, a predicted model, not a curated record
AUGUUAAGAGGAACCUGUUGGUUCUCCAUGAACUACAACUGGAAUUCCUCCUACAGUAACAGCUUUAAAUAUGCGUACCAGCUUCUGUUGAAGGUUGGUCUCAUCCUCAACUCUGAAACAUCAACAGCAGCAGAUGAUCUUUAAGGAUGGAGGAAGAAAUACAUUAUUCAACUCUGGUUUUUAACAAAAAUGCAUCACCUUCAAAAGAGGAAAAAGAGGAUGUUACAGUUUAUUCUGGGGUAAAAUUUGCAGAGCCUGUGACUACUGAACCAAAGGAAAACAAGGACCCGACUACUACUUCAGAGUUCAAAGCAAAAGAGCCUGAAGCUACUGUAUCAAGUAAAUUUGCAGAAAUUGAACCAGUUGCAGACUCUCACUCUCGCACUCAUCUCCUGCCGAUGUGUUUGGGGAUACUUUGCAUCAUCCUGUUGGCAAGCAUGAUCGGCCUCAUCGUCUACAUCAUCACAGUAAUGAACAAACUGGAAGCAAACCUCAGCGACCUCAAAGGACAAAAUGAGCAACUGAUUGUGGAAAAGAAAGUCUUAGAGAAUCAGACUGAGCAGGUCACAGUGAAGAUGAAAAUGUUUGAGAACCAGACUGAGCAGCUAAAAAUGGAAAAGAGAAGACUGGAGAAUCAGACCGAGCAGCUGAGCAGAGACCGAGACGACCUAAACUGGACACUGGGAGUCAUCCUGACAUUCAACAGCUUUCCAGUAAACGAAUUUUGCCCGAACAAAAAGUGUCAGUCGUGUCGCACCGGCUGGAUUCAGUACCAGAAAAAGUGCUACCUGUUUUAUGAAGACAGUCAGACUUGGAUGACAUGGAGUGACAGUCGACAGUACUGCCAAGAUAAAAACGCAGAUCUGGUUGUUAUUGAUGACCUGCAGGAACAGAAAUUCAUCAGUCAAAACACGAAGUACUACUAUGACAAGUUUCACGGAUACUGGAUGGGGCUGCAGAAUAAUGGCACCACAUGGGUCUGGAUUGAUGGACACAAGGACACACUUCAGUACUGGAGGACUUUGAAUGAAAAGCUUUAUGGACUGACGAUACCUGGGACCAACAUCAGUCAGAGCUGGGACUCAGGAAAUAUUGAAUUUCAGAACAAAUUCAUCUGUGAAGAUGACGUCCUGAUAAGGUCCAAUUAGCUAAUAGUGUGUUUGUAUUCUUCCUCUUUAUCCAUCCAUCCAUCCAUUUUCUUCUGCUUAUCUGGAGUCGGGUCGCGGAGGCAGCUGCCUAAAACAAGGAAACCCAGACUUCCUUCUCCCCGGCCACAUUCAGCUCAUCCGGAGGGAUC